Messenger RNA from Rosa chinensis, 1725 nucleotides. RefSeq names its product diaminopimelate decarboxylase 1, chloroplastic. The transcript has 8 exons. The coding region runs from base 54 to 1514 and encodes 486 amino acids. Lineage: Eukaryota; Viridiplantae; Streptophyta; Magnoliopsida; Rosales; Rosaceae. Gene Ontology annotation, cellular component: chloroplast. The record is from RefSeq and is a predicted model, not a curated record. Gene Ontology annotation, molecular function: diaminopimelate decarboxylase activity.
AACCCUGAGUCUCAGUACGCCACAACACUUGCUUGUUUACUUCAGUUUUGAAUAUGGCGGCUGCGCAGCUUACCUUCAACCCUCCAUCCUCCUUCUCCAAACCCCUAAACCACUCUCUCCCCCGAAACCCAUUUUCCCAAAACCCCAUUCUACCCUUCAAACCCUCCCUUAAACCCUUCGUUCUCAAAGCCGUGCUCUCCCAAAACCCUUCCAAAUCCCUAACCCAGGACCCUCAAACGGUGCCGUUUAAGCACUGCUUCUCCAAAUCCUCUGAUGGGUUUCUCUACUGUGAGGGCCUCAAGGUCCAGGACGUCAUGGAUUCGGUGGAGAAGCGCCCUUUCUACCUCUACAGCAAGCCUCAGAUCACCAGAAAUGUUGAGGCCUAUAAGGAGGCCUUGGAGGGUUUAAGGUCUGUUAUUGGGUAUGCCAUUAAAGCCAACAAUAACUUCAAGAUUUUGGAGCAUUUGAGGGGAUUAGGCUGUGGUGCUGUGCUCGUCAGUGGGAACGAGCUCAGGUUGGCUCUUCGAGCUGGGUUUGACCCAACUAGGUGUAUUUUCAAUGGGAAUGGAAAGUUGUUGGAUGACUUGGUUUUGGCUGCUCAAGAAGGUGUUUUUAUCAAUGUCGAUAGUGAGUUCGACUUGGAAAAUAUUAUUAGAGCUGCGAGAAUUGCUGGCAAGAGGGUCAAUAUUCUACUUCGAAUUAACCCAGAUGUAGACCCUCAGGUUCAUCCUUAUGUUUCCACUGGUAACAAGAAUUCCAAAUUUGGUAUUAGAAAUGAGAAGCUGCAAUGGUUUUUGGAUGAGGUGAAGAAACAUCCUGAUGAGCUAAAACUUGUUGGGGCCCAUUGCCAUCUUGGAUCCACCAUUACAAAGGUGGAUAUAUUUCGAGAUGCUGCAGUUCUUAUGGUCGAGUACCUUGACAAAAUCCGAGAUCAAGGUUUUGAUGUUAAUUACUUAAACAUUGGUGGUGGCCUUGGGAUAGAUUACUAUCACACUGGUGCUGUUCUUCCAACACCCAGAGAUCUCAUUAAUACUGUCCGGGAGGUGGUCCUAUCACGAGAUCUAAAUCUUAUCAUUGAACCCGGAAGAUCACUUAUUGCAAAUUCUUGCUGUUUGGUCAACCGAGUAACUGGGGUGAAAACAAAUGGCACCAAAAACUUUAUUGUGAUCGAUGGAAGCAUGGCUGAACUCAUUCGUCCCAGUCUCUAUGAUGCUUAUCAACAUAUUGAACUAGUUUCUCCUGCACCACAUGAAGCUGAGAUUUCUACUUUUGAUGUGGUUGGCCCUGUCUGCGAGUCUGCAGAUUUUUUAGGGAAGGAGAGAGAACUUCCUACUCCUCCAAAGGGAGCUGGUCUGGUUGUUCAUGAUGCAGGUGCUUACUGCAUGAGCAUGGCCUCGACUUACAAUCUUAAAAUGCGCCCUCCGGAAUAUUGGGUGGAAGAAAAUGGAUCAGUUUCAAAGAUCAGGCAUGCAGAGACAUUCGAAGAUCAUAUGAGAUUCUUUGAGGGUCUUUGAUUGCGGGAGCUCAGUAGUCAGCAGCCCGUUAAAGGGACCAGAGUUUAUUUAUGGUUGUUUUUCUUUGUAACAACAGGAUUUUUGUAUUUGGAGAUGAAAUUUGGCAUAUGCCGCCUUUGUUUACGCACUGGACUCGAGUUGUCAUCUGUGGAACCACUGGACCAUCUGUGUAAUGUUUAUAUCCUUCAAUAAGAAGAUGAAAUUUAUGGCA